UUUGAAUCCAGGGACAUGGCAGCCUUCAGAUCUGCUUGGGCUAACCUGUCCCAGGCCAUCAGGGUAGCAAAGCACACAUAUGGACGUAAAAUCCAGUGUCAACUCAUGGACACAAAUGAUGCUGCGUAUGUGGCAGGGCUUGCCGGCCAUCACUUACUACAAGACUACGCCUGUGACAGCGACGCCUUCCUCCCAGGGACACUGAAUGACUGCUAUGCACGGUUCAAAGCCAUAAACGACACAGCCACCAGGAAGGCUGCAUCCCACCCAGAUGACCAGUGCGUACACCGUCUUGAAGUUUAUGAUGAUGUGGAUGCUGGUGCUGCUGGCAGAUUUCAUCCUUGAAUUCAGACUGGAGUACCUGUGGCCAUGCUGGCUCUUCUUCGGGAGUGUAUACACCACUUUCCACUGCCAUGGGCUGGUUAUUUGUGUUGUUUUUGUUUGUGCUGCCUUCACUCUGGACAUCUUUUGUUUAAUUUUUGUUCCUUUGCACUGGCUGUUCUUUGUGGCGAGCACCUAUGUUUUAUUCAAUUACAUAUGGCACACAGAGAAAGGCAUCUGUAUAUCAACGGUGUCCCUGUGGAUUCUGCUUGUGUACACAGAAGCUUCACUUCGACUCAAAGACCUUAAAACCUCUCAUGCCAACCUCUCUCACCUUUUUGCUGCACACUGCAUUGGAUAUCCUGUAGUGUAUCUGGGUUUUUAUGCCACCUGCUAUUUCACCAACAUCUUUAAGCUGCGCAUACAGAAAGCAGUGCAGAGUGAGAAUGACUUCCACAUGCACCUCCUGCAGCACUCGCUCCCUCCAGGCCUGCAGGUUUACCCCAAGACUGGCACAGAUGGCAGCAGCAGCUCAAAAUGGAAGAUAAAGCCCGAGUCGACUCAGUAUCAGUGUCAGAACAGUGCUGUAGUGGCCCAUGAUGAGGGACACACUGUAGAUUGCCUCCAGAUCCGCAGCGAGGAGAGAGCAACAGAGAAGGGAACACAGGAGGUGAGGUCAGCUGAAUCAAACCGGCGGCCAUCACCAUCCAAACCUGGUGAGUCCAGAGAUCUGCUCCACUGUGGGGCAGGAGGAGCAGAAUCCUCUACAACCCUGGAAAAUCUACCUCAAGAUGAGCCAGGAAGCAAAGCCACACGGCCGGCUAAAAGCUCCUCGCCAAAAGCCCGCAGAGGCAGCACAAACACUCCUUCACCACCUGCAGGGAGGACUGAGAAGAAACAGAGAUCCGGCUCAAAAACAGUCAGCCCCAACCGGGACGUAACAGACAAGAGUGCCACAGCAGCUCAGAAUUACCAUGCUGAACAGAUGACCAAGCUGGAGCAGGAGCUGAGGAGGCUGAAGGGCGAGGUGCAGGCGAGCAGGCAGAGUGAGCAGGAGCUGCGAAGUCAUAUCUGUAACUUGACUAACAGCGAGAGGAGCCUGAGACCAGAGGUUUCCCUCCUCAGACAGUCCAACAUGCUACUCCAGAGCAAGAUUUUGUGUCUGACUAAAACCAAGCAGAGGGACAAACAGAGCAGUGCGAUGCUGGAGAAGAAGACCAGAGCAGAGACUGAGGCCAGACUCUCUGUUGAGAAACAGUUGGCUGAGCUUCAGGCUCAGAAACUGGAGGAAGCAGCCAGCACAGCAAGGAGCCUAACAAACAGGCAGGAACACUGUGAAACCCAAAUGUUAAGGAAAAGAGUAAAAGAUCUAGAGACAGAGUACAAACAACUACAGCUGGAGUAUCAAGUGAAAGAGAGUCGUGUGGUAGAUCUAGAGAGGGAUGUUGAGGCUUUGGGAAAGUACCGCUGUGUGGAGAAAGAGACAGACAUGCUGCUGUCCACUCUGUCAGCCAUGCAGGAGAAAGCUCAACAUCUGGAGUACAACCUGAGCGCUGAGACUCGCAUCAAACUGGACCUGUUCUCGGCUCUGGGAGACGCCCGCAGACAGCUGGAAAUCGCUCAAGAUAAAGUGAUGAAGCAGGACCGGGAGAUACGGGAGAUGAAGCAGAAGAUUGCUGAGGUGAUGGCUGUCAGUCCCGGCGUAUCCUACAUGGCUCCUCGGCCCCAGGUGCCUCAGUAUCUCACCAAGUUACUCAACUCUGAGCGCUACAUGCUGAAUCCACGAGCACUGAUGUACCAAUGUCUGAAGAAAUAAAGGAUGUCAUCGCCUUUUUGAGAUUCACAGACCUCUGUGGCAGACCCCUUCAUCAUAAAACAUGAGGGGAAGGGGCUAAUGGAUUUUAUUACAGAGCUAAAUGACACCAUGAUGUCAUCUACUUCCAGCCAUGAGUGGAACCACAUUGAGCCUCCACAAGUCGAAUGCCUUUUGCUGCACUAAUGGUGCUAACUUGACAUUAUUAUAUAUAUUUCCUGUUUCACUCCAAAAUAAGAUAUCUGAUAUGCAGAACUGCUGUGGGCACAAUUUUUAUGUAAAGAUACACUUGUCCUAACAGCAUAAACCAUAGAGCACAACAUUUCUUCAGAUUCAGACCCUGUAGAUUUGUCUAAAUGAAAAUCUGGUUCUGGGUUCGGACCUUUCUACACAAGAGACAAGUGACAAAAACAAUGAAAUAAGUGUUUCCUAAACUCUUGUAAACGCUUUGUUCAAAGAAAGCUGAACCCAAUCAUUCUGGCGCUCGUCUAUGGUCAGAAAUGAUCUCAGAUCAGUAAACAUGAAUUUGCUGUUUACGCAUGUCACAUGUUUUCUGGAUAUUUCAAAUUAAAAUUUACAAGUAGAUAAAUCUUGCUACCCUAAGGACCCACAAGGUUCCUACUGUAGCUUUAACUCUGUACUUUGUACAACUGUAUUUCCUGGCAUCAAAGUAAAACUACCCACUAAAUAUUAUUUAUGACUUUAUCAAAAGUAUUAGACUUUAGUUGAAAGAUUUAUAAUAUAAUAACCUUUAUUAUAAUUAUCACAGAAUGAUCUUGAUUUGCAGUAAUAUUGACUAAAGCAUUCAAAAUAACAUGGUAAAAUUUUAAAGUCUUGUUUAUCCCUUGGAGUCAAAUGAUUUUUAGUAUAUAUUUGAACAAAAGGAUCUAAUAAACCUUUUUCGCAGCAGACAUUUUGACUUGUCAUAGCAGGAAAAGCACAGGUGUUAGUAAUAACACGAGAGCAAGUGUCCCAGUAAGUCAUGACAGUGUGACAGCAAACCAGCAUGCACAAUAGCAGGACCCUGAAACUGAAGCAGCUAAAUGGAAUUCAGCCAUCAUUUAAUUUAUUAUGCCUCUCCUACUGUGACUUGUCAAAAUGUCUAGUGUGAAAAAGGCCCAUUAAAAUAUAAAGAUUUAAGAUUUCAUGCUGUGACAGAUUUUGGUAAAACGCGUUCAUUCAGACGUGAGAACUGUGAAACGUGUCUCAAUAUAGAGAAAUGAUAAAUUAAUGAUAAUAUGGAAUCAUCUCCAAGCCCUAGUUAGCUGUGUUUGUGGACUUCCUUUGAAUUAUAAACAUAAAAUAAACCUUUAUUUGAUAAGAUACAAAUAAAUAUAAUUAUUAGCCAACAACAUCAGCAUAUUCAAAAUUUUUAAGGAGAGUAUGCAACAAGAUGUUCUUGUCUGUGCCUGUAAAUAGUGGCUUAAGAUUAUUUGAAUUGUGCUGAAAUUCAGAUGAAAGUCAUGGGUUCAUCAAAUGAACACUUUUUAAUAUCUAAAAUACAGUGUUCAGAGUUGCGGACAUUUCGAUUUAACAGGUGCAGUUUUGUAUGAGGCUUCCUGGCUGUAAUCUAGGAGUUUCUUGAGAACAAUUGGCAGUGAUGUUUAACUGUUGGAGUGACCUGAUAAAGUUGAGAUGAUGUAGUAAAGCUCGCCCUGAGCGGCUUUGUUUCAACUGACAGUUAACAACUACAUUUUGAUGUUUGGCAGCUCUCGGCAGAGAGAAAGUGUGAAAAGGCUUCUGAACGGUUGCCACUUUGUUUGGUUGGCCAGAAUUAGACUUUGUCCAUGAGUUAAUGUGGAGUUGUGAAUAACAAGGAAUGGUGUUGACCAAACAUGGUUCAUGAAUUUAAUUACUGUGCCUAUAUACAUUACUUUCAAACUGGGAAGUAAAACACAAAUUUAAUGUGAAAGAGUAAUGUGUUUGAAUUGAAGUGCUAUGUACUGUUUUUGUAGUUUUUUUUUUUUUUUUUUUUUUACUCACAAUGUACAGAAUUGAAAAUACCCACACAGCUGAAAAACACAUGAACUGGAUGUCGCCAUUUUGGUAGCUUUUUAUUUAGGGCGUGUUUCUAGGGUGUUUUUUAUCAAAAAUAUUUUUUAGUCUUGCUGUACUUUUAUUAUACUGCUGUAAUUUUGUACGGCAAUGUGUUUGUCAGCAUGAAAUGUGUUUUAUUCAACUGUUAUUUGAGCACACAUUGUGACUAAGUAUGUACAUGAAUAGACUUGUACAAGGGCUACAGUUUCUUAAAAUUUUGAACAAAUAAUUCAAACAGUGACGCUCUGAGGGUGGAGAUCACGCUUCUGAUACACCAGGAUGGGUUUUUUGUAUAAAUUAUUUAAACAAU
Molecule: messenger RNA, 4481 nt
Organism: Siniperca chuatsi (mandarin fish)
Lineage: Eukaryota; Metazoa; Chordata; Actinopteri; Centrarchiformes; Sinipercidae
Product: macoilin-1
Exons: 11
Coding region: 272-2137 (621 amino acids)
Biological process (GO): neuronal signal transduction
Cellular component (GO): rough endoplasmic reticulum membrane
Source: RefSeq, a predicted model, not a curated record